AUGCAGCAGCCAGAGGAGGGCGCCGUCACGCUGGAAAAACUCCCCGAUGAGGUGAAGGCGGGCGAGGAUGUGAUCGCGCCACAGGAAAAAAUCGCCGAGAAGAGCACCGAUUCUGGCUCGACACUGACCGAGAAAGCAAACGAUCAGAAGGGAAGCAAGACGGCGUUGUCCCUCGACGACGAUGCCAUCUUUGCGCAUUUGCCAGAAGACGAGAAGGAAAUCUUGAAGAAGCAGCUGAAUGCUCCGGCGGCCAAAGUUUCCUUCUUUACUCUCUACCGCUAUGCCUCGGCAAUGGACAUUGUGAUCUUGGUCGUUUGCGCCAUUUGUUCCAUUGCUGCCGGUGCGGCACUACCUCUUUUCACGAUCCUCUUCGGUUCCUUGACGACUGCCUUCCAGGGCAUUCAGUUGAAGACAAUUAGCUAUAACGACUUCGAACAUCAGCUGACCAAGAACGUCCUCUACUUUGUGUACCUGGGUAUUGCCGAAUUUGUGACCGUGUACAUCAGCACCGUUGGUUUCAUUUACACCGGUGAACAUGUUACGCAAAAGAUUCGCGAGCGCUACCUUGAAGCCAUCUUGCGUCAAAACAUCGCCUAUUUCGACAAGCUUGGCGCCGGUGAGGUCACAACCCGCAUCACGGCCGAUACCAACCUGAUUCAAGAUGGAGUCUCGGAGAAGGUCGGUCUCACCCUGACAGCACUCGCUACCUUCGUCACGGCUUUCAUUGUUGCGUACGUCAAGUAUGCGCCACUGGCGGGUAUCUGCACGUCAACCAUCGUUGCGCUGCUCCUCGUGAUGGGCGGUGGAUCUACUUUCAUUGUCAAGUACAGCAAGCUCUCGCUGAUAAGCUACGGUGCGGGCGGUACUGUGGCGGAAGAAGUAAUCAGCUCCAUUCGCAACACCACGGCCUUCGGUACCCAGGACAAGCUCGCCAAGCAGUACGAGGUCCACUUGCGCACCGCCGAGCGAUGGGGUGUGCGUCUGCAGAUGGCUCUGGGUGUGAUGGUCGGAGGCAUGUUUGGAAUCAUGUUCCUGAAUUACGGCCUCGGUUUCUGGAUGGGGUCCCGAUUUUUGGUCCAAGAGAAGGUCAAUGUUGGACAGGUUCUGACCAUCCUUAUGUCCAUUCUGAUCGGUUCGUUCAGUUUGGGAAAUGUCGCUCCCAAUACUCAAGCCUUCACCAGCGCCGUCGCUGCGGCUGCCAAGAUCUUCAGCACCAUCGACCGUGUCUCCCCCAUUGAUCCUACUUCCGAUGAAGGCAUCAUUCCCGAACAUGCUGCAGGCGAGAUUGAGUUCCGCAACGUCAAGCACAUCUAUCCUUCGCGCCCCGAGGUCACUGUCAUGCAAGACGUCAGCCUCCACAUCCCCGCCGGCAAGACCACUGCACUGGUCGGUCCCUCGGGCUCGGGUAAAUCUACGGUCGUGGGUCUUGUUGAGCGAUUCUACAUGCCUGUAGGUGGUACUGUCUUCCUUGAUGGCCACGAUAUCCAGACUUUGAAUCUGCGUUGGUUGCGUCAGCAGAUCUCGCUUGUCCAGCAGGAGCCUGUGCUAUUCGGCACGACCAUCUACAAGAACAUUCGCUACGGUUUGAUUGGCACUCGCUAUGAGCACGAACCCGAGGAACGGGUUCGCGAACUGAUUGAGAAUGCUGCUAAGAUGGCCAAUGCUCACGAAUUUAUCAUGGGUCUUCCGGAGAAAUACGAAACCAAUGUCGGUCAGCGUGGCUUCCUGCUAUCUGGUGGUCAGAAGCAACGUAUCGCCAUUGCUCGUGCUGUCGUCUCCGACCCUAAGAUUCUGUUGCUUGACGAGGCAACAUCUGCCUUGGAUACUAAGUCUGAGGGAGUGGUUCAGGCUGCUUUGGAUCGUGCCGCUGAAGGUCGCACAACCAUUGUCAUUGCCCACCGCUUGUCCACCAUCAAAACUGCGCACAACAUUGUUGUCUUUGUCAACGGUACCAUCGUCGAACAGGGCACCCAUGAUGAUCUGAUCGAGACAGCUGGACCGUACUCCAAGCUUGUUGAGGCUCAGCGCAUCAACGAGGAGAAGGAGGCCGACGCUUUGAACGAAGACAUCCUGGACGAUGACUCUGAUGAUUCUUCGCUGAACAAGCAACAUCUUGCUCGCGUCAAGUCUGUGGCAAGCGGCUCAACACCCGUUAGGGAUGAAGAGGCCGAGGCCAUGUUCCCUGAGGAUAUCCACCGUGAAAAUACCCGCAAGUCCGUCUCCAGCAUGGUGCUUGCCAAGUCGGGCCCUGAAGCCAAACCCAAGUACUCCCUAUGGACUUUGAUUAAAUUCAUCGCUUCUUUUAACAAGGAAGAGUGGAAAUACCUGGUCGUCGGUCUCGUCUUUUCGUGUCUUGCAGGCGGUGGUCAGCCCACUCAGGCCUUCUUGUACGCCAAGGCCAUUAGCUCUCUAUCCUUGCCCCCGUCCCAGUGGGGCAAGCUCCGUUCCGAUGCCAACUUCUGGUCUCUGAUGUUCUUGGUCGUUGGUAUCGUUCAGUUCAUCACUUUUUCGAUCAACGGUAUUGCCUUUGCCUAUUGCUCUGAGCGUCUCAUCCACAAGGCUCGUAGCAAAGCCUUCCGUUCCAUGCUGCGUCAGGACAUCAACUUCUUCGACCGCGAAGAGAACAGUACUGGUGCUUUGACUUCAUUCUUGUCAACCGAGACCAAGCAUCUCUCCGGCAUCAGUGGAUCGACUUUGGGCACAAUUCUCAUGACCUCGACAACCUUGCUUGCGGCCAUUGUCAUCUCUCUGUCCUUUGGCUGGAAGCUCGCCCUGGUCUGCAUCAGUGUCAUUCCUAUUCUUCUGGGCUGUGGUUUCUAUCGAUUCUACAUGCUUGCGGCAUUCCAAGCUCGCUCUAAGCGUGCCUACGAAGGCUCUGCCAGCUAUGCUUGCGAGGCUACCUCUGCCAUCCGUACCGUUGCAUCGCUCACCCGUGAGGUCGAUGUUUGGGAGGUUUAUCACGAACAGCUGGAGAACCAGGCCCGUGUGAGCCUCAAGUCUGUCAUCCGGUCCUCUGUCCUGUACGCUGCAUCCCAAGCACUGGUCUUCUUCUGUGUUGCGCUUGGUUUCUGGUACGGCGGUACGCUGUUGGGCAAGGGUGAAUAUGACACUUUCCGAUUCUUUGUCUGCUUCAGUGAGAUUCUCUUCGGAGCUCAAUCGGCGGGCACUGUGUUCUCGUUCUCGCCUGACAUGGGAAAGGCUAAAAACGCCGCUUCCGAGUUCCGUAAGCUGUUUGAUCGCCGUCCCACCAUCGACACCUGGUCUGAGGAGGGUGCCACGGUCGAUCAUGUCGAAGGAAACAUUGAGUUCCGUGACGUGCACUUCCGCUACCCCACCCGUCCCGAGCAGCCUGUCCUCCGUGGCUUGAAUCUGAGUGUCAAGCCCGGUCAGUACAUUGCACUGGUCGGUCCCAGUGGUUGCGGAAAGAGUACCACGAUUGCCUUGCUGGAGCGGUUUUACGAUGCUCUCUCCGGUGGUGUCUUUGUCGACGGCCAUAACAUUGCAGACCUCAAUGUCAACUCGUAUCGCAGCCACCUCGCCCUUGUCAGUCAAGAACCUACUCUCUACCAAGGCACUAUUAAGGACAACAUUCUGCUCGGUAUCGCCGAGGACAAUGUUCCUGAGGAACACCUCGUGAAGGCCUGCAAGGAAGCCAAUAUUUAUGACUUCAUUAUGUCUCUCCCCGAAGGGUUCAACACCAUUGUUGGUUCCAAGGGUGGUAUGUUGUCCGGCGGUCAGAAGCAGCGUGUUGCCAUUGCCCGCGCCCUGCUUCGUAACCCAAAGAUUCUCCUGCUCGACGAGGCUACCUCUGCUCUGGACUCUGAGUCCGAAAAGGUCGUGCAGGCAGCGCUCGACGCUGCUGCCAAGGGUCGCACAACGAUCGCAGUUGCUCAUCGUCUGAGCACCAUCCAAAAGGCGGACAUCAUCUAUGUCUUCGACCAGGGCAAGAUUGUGGAGAGCGGUACACACACUGAGCUGCUGCGAAACAAGGGCCGCUACUACGAGUUGGUCAACUUGCAGAGUCUGGGCAAGACUCACUAG
Messenger RNA from Penicillium diatomitis, 4041 nucleotides. It is a transcript of the gene mdr1, whose product is annotated as ABC multidrug transporter Mdr1. The coding region runs from base 1 to 4041 and encodes 1346 amino acids. Gene Ontology annotation, biological process: transmembrane transport. The transcript is spliced from 2 exons. Lineage: Eukaryota; Fungi; Ascomycota; Eurotiomycetes; Eurotiales; Aspergillaceae. Gene Ontology annotation, cellular component: membrane. The record is from RefSeq and is a predicted model, not a curated record. Gene Ontology annotation, molecular function: ABC-type transporter activity; ATP hydrolysis activity; ATP binding.